GGAGAGCACUCUCUAUUGAAUGGUGUAUCAAAACCCCACCGAGAAACCAUCAGAGCCUUUUUGGCUUAUUUCCAAAAUCAGUUGCACAUUACACAGAUCCUCCGGCGGGCAAGGGGAAUAGUUUUGUUUCAGCAAUAGAAGGUUCCCAAAUAUUCUUCCAGUUUUUAGAUGCUGCAGUACUCUUGUUUUCACGUGUUACAAAUAUUCCGACAGAAAGUCUCGUUCUCCCUGUGAUAUCCACAAAUGACAGACUUACGUUGGGAUGUGAAUUAUGGGAUGGAACCAUAAUACAUGGGCAACAACAAAAAUUGCAUCUAAUGGAUCUAUUCAACCUGUUGAUAAGAAAGGCUCCUCUAUUCCAGCAUUGGCUUCAAGAACAAAGAGAAUGUUCUACAUGUCAAGUGAGGGAAGAAACUUGUUACACGAGCAAGUCAGUAUGUUAUUGCCCUGUUGGUUCCCAAGGAUGGUCAAAUUCCAGUAGAUGUUCAGAGUUGUCUAAGCAAGGAAUCUUUCAGUGUAAUUGCAAGACAGUAUUCCAUUCUUCGUGGAGCCCUUCAACGCAUUUCCCUCUGGAAUCUUAUUGUUUGGGUAUGACCGGACAACUACCGAUAUCUAUGAAUCUGACAAUUGUUUCUUAUAAUUUGGAUUCUAUCUUCUAUAGGCAGCGGUCUAAUUCCACGACGGAGAGUCGGCGUGGCGUAAAGUGAUCUUUUAAAAUUAAAACCUUAAAUAGAUUUUUUGCUUAAAUUACUU
Messenger RNA from Papaver somniferum (opium poppy), 753 nucleotides. RefSeq lists its product as uncharacterized. The record is from RefSeq and is a predicted model, not a curated record. The coding region runs from base 318 to 707 and encodes 129 amino acids. Lineage: Eukaryota; Viridiplantae; Streptophyta; Magnoliopsida; Ranunculales; Papaveraceae. The transcript is spliced from 7 exons.